AUGAAGAUAGGAAACCACACCAGUGUUUCUGAGUUCCUCCUCCUUGGUUUCCCUGAACAGCAGGCCCGGCAGCCUCUCCUCUUCUGCACCUUCCUGGUUCUUUACCUGGUCACUGUGGCAGGAAAUAUUCUCAUCAUCCUCACAAUUGGCUUGGAUUCACACCUCUACACCCCCAUGUACUUCUUCCUGGCCAACUUCUCCCUCACUGAUCUGUGUUUAUCAUCGACUACAGUUCCCCAAAUGCUGGUGAACAUCCACACUCAGAGACAUACUAUUCCCUACGCUGGAUGCCUCUCCCAGAUCUACUUCUUCCUGUGGUUUAUUGGUCUAGAUGUUUUCCUCCUAGCAGUGAUGGCUUAUGACCGGCUUGUGGCUGUUUGCCACCCCCUUCACUAUGCCUUGGUCAUGAGUCCCAGGUGCUGUGUCCUCAUGGUGGGCAUGUCCUUGGUCCUUGCUCAUUCCUACUCUCUAACCCACACCAUUCUCCUGGCUCAGUUACACUUCUGCACUGACAACAUCAUCCCCCACUUCUUUUGUGAACUUCUCCCGUUGUUAAAGCUCUCUUGUUCCAGUACUUAUGCCAACCAAUGUGUGCUGAUGUACUGGGGAGGGGCAUUAACCAUCCUGAUCCCCCUGCUAAUCAUGAUCUCCUAUAUCCGCAUUGUGGCUGCCAUUAUGAGAGUCCCAUCAGCAAGUGGCAAGUGGAAGGCCUUCUCCACCUGUGGCUCCCAUCUUUCGGCUGUUUGUCUGUUCUACAUGUCUGCUAUUGGGGUGUAUUUCAUUCCCUCCACUGAUGAUUCGGCCAGCAAGGACAGGAUGGCAGCAGUGAUGUAUGCUGUGGUCACCCCCAUGCUGAAUCCAUUCAUCUACAGCCUGAGAAACAAAGACAUGAAGCAGGCCUUGGGGAGACUGCUGAGGGGGAAGGCACUGAAAUCUCUGUGA
This is a messenger RNA of Lepus europaeus (European hare), 942 nucleotides long. Its product is annotated as olfactory receptor 1468-like. Gene Ontology annotation, cellular component: membrane. NCBI's taxonomy places the organism in Eukaryota, Metazoa, Chordata, Mammalia, Lagomorpha, Leporidae. Gene Ontology annotation, molecular function: G protein-coupled receptor activity; olfactory receptor activity. The record is from RefSeq and is a predicted model, not a curated record. Gene Ontology annotation, biological process: G protein-coupled receptor signaling pathway. The transcript has a single exon. Bases 1 to 942 code for a protein of 313 amino acids.